Messenger RNA from Xiphias gladius (swordfish), 5267 nucleotides. It is a transcript of the gene tfe3a, whose product is annotated as transcription factor binding to IGHM enhancer 3a. Gene Ontology annotation, cellular component: nucleus. Gene Ontology annotation, biological process: regulation of transcription by RNA polymerase II. NCBI's taxonomy places the organism in Eukaryota, Metazoa, Chordata, Actinopteri, Istiophoriformes, Xiphiidae. Gene Ontology annotation, molecular function: DNA-binding transcription factor activity, RNA polymerase II-specific; protein dimerization activity; RNA polymerase II cis-regulatory region sequence-specific DNA binding. The record is from RefSeq and is a predicted model, not a curated record.
GAGCCCUGAGGUGCAGCAGCAGCUGAUUUGCUGUCAGAGAGCCCAGCCGCUUUCCUAUUGGCCGGCAGUGACCAGAACAGCAGCUGAUUGGUUCGGGAGAGCUCGGUCCACGUCUGUUUGUCUGUCGUUCAGUCUGUGGCUCAGUCUGUGGCUCAGUGCGCAGGGUCCCCGAGUUCCCUCAGCAGCUAGGAGGUGGACUUGGACCUUAAACCUGAUCCUCCUCUGUUGUUCUUCCUCUGGAGGACCGGUCUUCUUGCUGGUCCGGGUUUUUCCCACACGGGUCUAGGUCAGACUGUCUCUGCUGGACUGAACAUGUUUCUGUUUCUGCUGCUGUGAUUUCACAUCUGAGACUUUGAUCCUCCGGUGGCUGCUCAUUCCGGUCUCUGCAUGUUAAAACGCCUCUGUCUCUGGAGAAAUGUCAGCUGUCAGCUCGGACCAGAUCCUGACCGGAGAGCAGAACCCAACCGGAGCCGAGCCAGAGCAGCAGGAGGCCGGGAUCCUGCAGCCGCAGACCGUGUUUGUCAUCCUUGACUCGGCUGAAACACUCAAUCUGGUCCGUGAGUCCGGAAGUUCUGGGAACAUCUGUGAUCUUGUUGUUGUUGUAGAUGUGGAGACCAAAGCUCUGAUCAAAGAGAGACAGAAGAAGGACAACCACAACCUCAUCGAGAGGAGGAGGAGGUUCAACAUCAACGAUCGGAUCAAAGAACUUGGAGGGCUCAUCCCCAAAUCCACUGACCUGGAGAUGAGGUGGAACAAAGGAACCAUCCUGAAGGCGUCGGUGGAUUACAUCCGCAAACUGCAGAAAGAGCAGCAGAGAGCCCGAGAGAUGGAGGAGAGACAGAGGAGGCUGGAGAACACCAACCGCUCCCUGCUGCUCCGCAUUCAGGAGCUGGAGCUUCAGGCUCGCCUCCACGGCCUCUCCUCCUCCUCCUCCUCCUCGCCUCCCCCCACCUCCUCCUCCUCCUCUCUGGACCCCCAGGCCCUGCUCUCCCCCACACUGCCUCACCCCUUCUCCUCCUCCUCCCCUUCCUCCUCCCUGGUGACUCCCUCCCUGGGUCUGGACGCCCUGAGCUUCGUGGAGCUGGACGAGCCCCGGGGAGCCUCCACAGUCUUCUCCCCGGACCUGAUGUCUGACGUGGGGCUAACGGAGCUCCACGGCCUGGGAGACAUCCUGAUGGAGGAGGGGGGAGGAGGCGGAGGAGGGGUGAUGUCCGACCCCCUGCUGUCCUGCGGAGCCUCGAAGACCAGCAGCAGGAGGAGCAGCUUCAGCAUGGACGAGGACCUCUGAUGACAUCAUUACACACGCAGGGAUCUGAUUGGCUAGAGCUAGAGGCAGGACUACGACCAGAGUUUUUUUAAUUUUUAUGGUUUCAUAGAGAUAUUUUUAAUCGGUGACAUCAUCCAGACAAACAACGCACAAACGUGAUGUCACCUGGAGCAGCUUUCUACUGUGUAGCCAUGGUAACCACUGUGAAUUCCCUAGUGUGACCAAGGCAACCGCUUGUUCUCCAGUGUCUCCAUGGUAACCACGAUGUGUCUUAUAGUUUUUCCAUGAUAACCGACACGUCCCCCACUGUCACCACGGUAACCGUGGUAACUACUGUGUCUUCCAGUGUACCCUCAGUACCAGGUAUGUGUUCUCCAGUGUCACCGUGGUAACAGCUGUGUCGUCUCACCUCUGUCAACAUCGGCCCAGAAACGACAGACCAGAAGCUGAUUGGCUAUUAAUGAACAAACUCGCAGUUGAUUGGUCGACAGCAGCGGCUGAUCGAUAAUUCUCAAUCAGUUCAGUGAAAAUGAAAAUGGGUUUUAAAGUUUUUUAGGAAUCUGAAUGUGUUGGCGUUUUAGUGCAGGAGGAACAAGGUUUCUGUUUGUUUUCACCGUCAACGAAGAAUUUACGCGUCAGAAUGAACGAGGGUUCGUUUUAAAGUCUCUGCAGCGCGACGAACGUGAAACACACACGUGUUCUCUGAUCGAGUUUCUUGUCUUAAUUCGUCAUGGUUGCUGUUAAAGGUCCCAUAUAUGACACCUCUCCGGUGUUUCAUCGGAAGUUUUGAUGUCAACCUGAAAAUAUGUUUGUGGUUUUAAGCACCAAAAACCGUCUCAGUGUAGUUUUACAUCUCCUUCUCUCAGCCAAUCAGCAGAGAGGCUCUGAGCCUCUCGGGCAGCUGGGACGCUAAGAGUGGAAGACCACAUGCACGAAACAUGCUUUGCCGGGGCAGCAGCCACGAAGACGGAGCUCUGACUCCAGGCUGCGGGUAAGCGAGUUUACGGUCCUCGCACACACGGACGUGAUAAGAGCUGCUUCUCAGUCCGAGUGUCGCUCACGAAACCACCAAACUGACAAAAUGCGAAACUUAAACGGCACGAUAAAAGUGCUCCGACGAUCGGUGGAAGAUUUUCACAAAGAUUAAAAGCCGAAAAGAUCGUCUGACAGGAUGAACAAGAAGAGUCGUUAAUGGAGAUCCAUCAAAAAGCAAAAUAAGAAAUAAAAAAACAGCAGAUUUCAGGCAAACACUCCAGAGAAACCAAAUCCUGCAACGGUGGCCGGCUGGUCCGGUUGGGCCGUGCCGGACUGUUUCGUUCUGACAUCACUGAGUUACGUUAGUCCUGACGGCUCCUUUACAGGCUCGGUUUCUGAAGACGGGCCGCGUGCCAUUCUCCGUAGACGGAGCGUUUGAUACGUUCUCAGUUAUUACACAGAACCUAGACCUGGUUUCUGAUCGAGGAGACAUGGAAAUCUCACUUUCUACAAUAGGGGACCUUUGUUAUCCAUUGUGUUUGACCAAUCAGCGACCUGCAGCACUGUAAACUGUGUCCUGAUUGGUCCACGGUACAGUCAGCAGCUGAGAGACUCUGAGUCCCAGAAACUAAAACCUAUGGUCCUCUUGUCCACUUGGUGUGGAAGACCGCUCCCUCCAGGGAGAAGAAAAAACUGAUGAACAGUCUGAGUAAGAAAAAAUAAAAAAUCACACCCAAAGUCAAAUGAAGUCAGUAAUUAAAGGAAAUCCAUGGUGGCUCAGGGACUUAAGGUGUCCCUGGUUCAGUUUGUUGCAUUUUGUCCAAAUCUUAGAUAAAGUCCAAAAAACACAUGAAAAAAAUGCUAAUUUAAAACAGUGACUCGCUCAAAUGAAAAUAUUAAAUGCAAAGUCAAAAUUCUGACUAAAUAUUUGAUCCACUUGACUUUAAAAGUCUGAGUCAAAACCGGAUUUACGAUCUCAUCAUUAUGUUUCCAGAAAAGUUCCUCAGGUCAUGGCCACACCUGGCCACGCCCCCAUCUGUGAUGUCACAGCAGGUGUCUCACCUGCAGCGGCAUCAAACGAUUCACGGUCAAAACCCCAAAGUAGAAACCUGGGGUUCAGUCUGAAAGCGGCGUGAGACGGCGCGAGACGGGUUUCCAGGUGCGUUACCGCUCGGCUGGCGGGCGUGUUACCCAAUCAGCAGCGACGUGUAUAAACCCCGCCGUACGGAAAAGGCGGUGCGCGUGCGUAACCUGGCAGGUUGUCCAACGCUUCACCGUGCCCCCGGUGUUUUAUAGUGUUCUUCACCAGUUUAACCAGCAGGUUUGUUCUCACCUGCGACUGUGGUUUGAAGACUCACUUUGGACUAAAGAUGUUAUUCUCGAGAUGUCACGGACAAAAACCGUCGAAACAAGUGCAGACCUGGAGUCUGCGUAGUGGAAGAAAAACCGGCCGGUGUCUGUCGUGACUCCCUCAGCUCAGUGCUGCGAAUGAGGAAUAUUGUACAUAAACACCCGAGUCUAGAAUCACUGUGCUGGAAACAAACUGCGAGGAGACAGUUCAGCGGAAGAGAGGGAAACGUUAGCUGGUUGUUUACUGCGCGUCGGAGGAACACACCUGUUCAGGUGCAUUUUCUUGUUCAUUAUUCAGUUGUUAUCUCUUGUUACUGAUGCAUGUGUUUUCUGUUUGAAAUGAGCUUCAGAGGAAACAGAAGGGAAACUUUAACUCAGUCCAUCAUCAUCAGCAUCAUCAGUUAAAGGACUGUAACGCUGUUUUUUCUCCAGAUUCUGGGUUGUUCAUUUUCCCAACCAUCCAUCAGUUUUUCAGUGAUUUUCCCUCCUUCCAGAGCCGCCGCUGUGCUCGGUGUGUCUGUGUGAAAAUCAGCCUGUCAGCGGUUUUACUGUGUCUCUGUCAGCUUUUUAAAAUCUCCCGUUAAAGCUCGGACACCUGAGAUUUGAGGAAACGCCAACAACAGACAGCUUCAGUGUUUGAUUGUUUGUCCUCUCCAGUGUUGCCAGAUUUGAGAAAGACUUGUCCAGUCAGAGCCCAGAACCCGUCCAGUCGUUUUAAAAUGAGCCCAAUUUUACACUCUCAUUUGUCCAAAUAUAUAUCUAUGUGUGAAAUACGAGUUUAAAUAUCAGUAUAAUUAGAUGAUUUUUUUUCUACAAAGUCUUUCCGGAUAAUGUUACAUUAAACAUUAAAAGUCUUCACUUUUGGAAAAUGACGCUGUGAUCAGCUCCUGUUGCAGUGCAGCCACUGAUGUCCAGACGACUACCACUGGGUCACUGUGAUACUGAAGGAAACUUAAAAACGGGAAGAUUCUGAAUGAAGUUCUGCAGCCUCCUUUUCCUCUGGUUUCUCAGUGGAUUUCUGGAGCUUUACUGCGGAGGGACAUCAGAGAUCAUGACGUCCUUGCUGCAGUCUGUCUCUGGGUGUUUUACAGUGUCUCACCUUAAUGUCCUCCGUGAGCUGUGUCACUGUCACUGCAGCGGCUGCGGCCGUCGAUCGUGUUGAUCAGCAGCUUCCUGUUGUUUGCAGAUCACCUGUAUACGCCUGUCCCUCUCACCUCACACGGCGUCUUUGCCUGUAGGUAUAAAACGCCCCAAUGGUACAAAAAGUAGAUGAAAUCACAACAACCUGCCCAGAUCUAUUUUUACCUCCCAGUCAGCCCAGUCUGGCAACACUGGCUGAGAUCUGGAUCCACCUCAGGAUCCUGUUGGUGGCUCCCUCACUGAAGCAGAAAUAUUAAACCGUGGUCGGAACAGAAAGCCAUAAACAUUUCUGUCUGUUACAUGAGAUGAUGUUAGUGAUGUGACUCCGGUCACCAUAGCAACGGGAGCCUCUGAGCCAGCUGUCAGUCUUCGGGAUCAGAUAAAGGGAUUCACGUCUGUCUUCUAUUACUGUUUUGAUUUAUGCCAUUUAUGUGUUUCAUCAUGUUAACACCUGUAGUCUGAAUGUGAUCGCUUUCUUUUUAUAGAUCAUUUAUGUUUCAGAUUCAAACUUUUAUAUAGAAAUAAAGUCACUUGA